Messenger RNA from Scophthalmus maximus (turbot), 8736 nucleotides. It is a transcript of the gene grin2ab, whose product is annotated as glutamate receptor, ionotropic, N-methyl D-aspartate 2A, b. The record is from RefSeq and is a predicted model, not a curated record. Lineage: Eukaryota; Metazoa; Chordata; Actinopteri; Pleuronectiformes; Scophthalmidae. Gene Ontology annotation, molecular function: NMDA glutamate receptor activity; transmitter-gated monoatomic ion channel activity involved in regulation of postsynaptic membrane potential. Gene Ontology annotation, cellular component: postsynaptic density membrane; plasma membrane; postsynaptic membrane. Gene Ontology annotation, biological process: monoatomic ion transport; synaptic transmission, glutamatergic; long-term synaptic potentiation. The coding region runs from base 124 to 4896 and encodes 1590 amino acids. The transcript is spliced from 20 exons.
UGGAGGAGCUAUUGAUGGAUUAAUCUGACGGGGGGGAGAGUCGUAUGUGACUCCCGCUGCUGCCGAGGGCACCCGAAUGGAGUAACAGGCUGCAAUGUCAUCUCCACCUGGCCGCCUGGAGAGAUGUGUCACGGGAAUGGGAUCAAGUUUGAACACUUUUGCUCCGGUUUCGUUGACGCAGUGAGAAGGAACCGAAAUGCCAGUGAGCGGACGGGUCACGGUGGCUGCGCGCACGGGCGCUCGCGCCGCGGCAGCACAGCGCAGCAUUCGCCGGCGCACGGACUCCGCAGACGGAGGCGCAAAACCCCCGCGACCGCAAACCCGCCGCAGCCGCGCUUUGUGACACCGAAGGGUAUGAUGGGCGUAGUGGGCUGGAUGUUACUCCUACUCUCCCAAAUGUUGGUGCCUGUGGCGUCUCAGAAGCCUCCAGGGCUCAGUGUGGGUGUGAUCAUGGGCCAGACUCGGCCCGUUUCCGAUCAGGAGCUCCUGCCGCCUCGGCGCCCCGACGAUGCCCUUGACAUCUCCGUGGUAGCACUGAGGAUCAACGAGACGGACCCAAAGUCUGUGAUUACACAGGUGUGCGAGCUUCUGUCACGCAGCCGCCUCCAUGGCAUCGUGUUUGCCGAUGGCACAGAUCAGGAGGCCAUUGCCCAGAUCCUUGACUUCCUGUCCGUUCAGACACAGCUUCCAGUUCUGGGAGUCCACGGAGGCUCAUCGAUGAUAAUGGCUGACAAGGACGAGAAGUCCACGUUCUUCCAGUUCGGCGCGGCCCUGCAGCAGGAGGCCCUGCUCAUGCUCUCCAUCAUGGAGGAGUACGACUGGCACGUUUUUUCCAUCGUCACGUCAAAGUUCCCCGGGUACCAGGACUUCAUCAGCACGCUGAAGAUAACUGUGGAUCACAGCUUUGUGCGCUGGGACCUGCAGAGUGUGGUGACUCUCGAUGCCGUAGACGGCGACCCGAACUCUAAAUCACACAUUGCCCUCAAGAGGAUUCAGAGUCCUGUUAUUCUGCUGUACUGCUCCAAGGACGAGGCUCUGUAUAUAAUGGAGGAAGCUCGCUCCCUGGGCCUGAUAGGAGCCGGGUACAUCUGGAUCGUGUCCAGUCUUACCACCGGCAACCCAGACUUCACCCCCGAGGUGUUUCCCCUGGGUAUGAUUUCCGUGUCCUACGACGACUGGGAGUACCCGCUGGAGACGCGGGUGCGGGACGGAGUGGGCAUCAUUUCGUCUGCAGCCACCUCCAUGCUGCGGGAGAAAGGGGAGCUGCCGGAGGCCCAGAGCAGCUGCUACAGCACAGCGUCAGACAGGAGCCCCGGGAAGCUCCCACCUAGUGCCCUGCGGAGACACAUGAUGCAUGUGUGGAAUGAAGGCCGAGACUUAUCGUUCACGCCAGAUGGUUACCAGGCCAACCCCAAAUUGGUUGUCAUCGUCCUGAAUAGUGAAAGGAAGUGGGAGAAGAUGGGCCGCUGGGAAAACGGGACUCUGGCGCUGAUGUUCCCCGUGUGGCCGAGGUACAACUCCCACGGGGAUGAGGACGCGGACGAGAACCAUCUCUCCAUCGUCACCCUGGAGGAGAAACCUUUCGUCAUCGUCGACAACGUGGACAUCCUCACCGGCACCUGCAUGAGAAACUCUGUGCCCUGCCGCAAACAUGUCAAAGAUAACAGCACGUCGGGAGGCUCCUACAUCAAGCAGUGCUGCAAGGGCUUCUGCAUUGACAUCCUGAAGAAGAUAGCGAGGAACGUCAAGUUCACGUACGACCUCUACCUGGUCACAAACGGGAAGCACGGCAAGAAGAUCAACAACAUGUGGAACGGCAUGGUUGGAGAGGUGGUGUACAAGAAGGCGGUGAUGGCGGUCGGCUCGCUGACCAUCAACGAGGAGAGGUCCGAGGCCAUUGACUUCUCCGUGCCCUUUGUGGAGACCGGCAUCAGUGUCAUGGUGUCUCGCAGCAACGGCACCGUCUCCCCUUCUGCCUUCCUCGAGCCCUUCAGCGCGUCCGUCUGGGUGAUGAUGUUUGUGAUGCUGCUCAUCGUCACAGCCAUCGCCGUCUUCCUCUUUGAGUUUGUCAGUCCGCUGGGCUUCAACCGCAACUUGGCCCAAGGCAAAGACCCACACGGUCCCUCGUUCACCAUCGGUAAGGCCGUGUGGCUGCUGUGGGGUCUGGUGUUCAACAACUCGGUGCCCGUGCAGAACCCGAAGGGCACCACCAGCAAGUUCAUCGUGUCCGUGUGGGCCUUCUUCGCCGUCAUCUUCCUGGCCUCCUACACCGCCAACCUGGCCGCCUUCAUGAUCCAGGAGGAGUUCGUGGACCAAGUCACUGGGCUGUCUGACAAGAAGUUCCAGAGUCCGUACUCCUACUCCCCUCCUUUCCGCUUCGGCACCGUUCCGAACGGCAGCACCGAGCGCAACAUCAGGAAGAACUACCCGGACAUGCACCAGUACAUGACCAAAUACCAUCAGACGGGCGUCGUGGACGCGCUGGUCAGCCUCAAGACCGGAAAGCUGGACGCUUUCAUCUACGACGCCGCCGUGUUGAACUACAUGGCCGGCAGAGACGACGGCUGUAAGCUCGUGACCAUCGGCAGCGGCUACAUCUUUGCCACCACUGGCUAUGGCAUCGCCCUGCAGAAAGGCUCCUACUGGAAGCGGCUGGUCGAUCUGGCCAUUCUGGGCAUCAUAGGAGACGGUGAGAUGGAGGAGCUGGAGGCCCAGUGGCUGACCGGGAUCUGCCACAGCGAGAAGAACGAGGUGAUGUCCAGCCAGCUGGACGUGGACAACAUGGCCGGGGUCUUCUACAUGCUGGCCACGGCCAUGGGCCUCUCCAUCCUCACCUUCAUCUCCGAGCACCUUUUCUACUGGAGGCUGAGAUACUGCUUCACCGGCGUCUGCACUGGACGGCCCGGUCUGCUCUUCACUAUCAGCAGGGGUAUAUGGAGCUGUAUCCACGGCGUUCACAUCGACAUGAAGAAGAAGGCUCCCGAGCUGGACUUCAGUCCUCAGGCCAACAUGCUGCACCUGCUCAAGUCGGCCAAGUCCAUGGCUCUGUCUUCUCCCAAGCGCAACACGGUUCUCGUGCAGCCCAGCAUCAUGGAUGUGAUGACAGGGAAAGGUAACUCGCUCCAUAGUCUGCCUCCGAAGGGUCCUGGUCUCUAUAGCAACGCCGCCGGUCCGCAGGGUUUCCUGUCAUUGUCCGGGCGACACAAAAACCUCCUCAACAACGCCGCGCCGUUUCCCGUGCAACAAAAAGCCCCCGCGCACCAGGCCAGCCCCGACAAGCCUCAGCUGUCCAUCACCAACGACAACGGGAAGGCCCGCCUGGCGGGGCCGGCCGCCCCCGCGUCGAAGCCCCGAGCGCUGUGGAAGAAGAGCGUCGAGACACUGAAGACGCAGCCCACUGUCACGUCUCCCGGCACGAGCCCCGGCCCCACCCCGGCAUCCGGAGCUGGACCUCCGCCGAUGAAGAGCCAGCGCUACCUGCCGGAGGAGCCGCCGCACUCGGACAUCUCCGAGUGCUCCAGCCGGCCGCAGUCGCACAAGGAUUCCGACUCCAUGGCGGCGCGGGGCGGAUUCAAGCCCGUCAAUCAGCUGAGGAAGAGGGGGGGGGGAGGUGGCGGCGGAGGAUCCAAGAUCUACUCCAUCGACUCUGACCAGGGCAGUCUCCAAUCGGCUCCCACCUACCAGCGAGACAGCCAGGGGGGAGGCGACGACCACAGUUACCCCCCUGACCUGUUUCCACCCGACAGCACAUACUCAGUCACUCACACACUCUCCCACCAGGCGGACGCGCCGAUUCUGCAGCUGAGCGCCAGCCUGCUGCAUCACAGUCACAGCGCCGAGGCCGACCUGCACUCGCUGAAGGACAAGAAGUACAGCACUUACACACACAGCAGUGUGAAGGACAAGGGCGGAGGCUCAUUCGAGGCUCCGGGUUCAGGCCAGGGGACGCAGGGCAUCCGGCCCGGUCACUGUCGCUCCUGCCUGACCAAGCUGAGCGGCUACUCGGGCCUCUACACCGUUCGCUCGCCGCAGGCUCGCUGCGACGCCUGCGCCCACCUGGGGAACCUGUACGACAUCAGCGAAGACCACCUGCACUCGCACUACGCCCACGCGCACACUCACCCGCACGGCGGGGACAUGUUUACACACUACCUGCCCCAGAGCGAGCUGGGCCUGGUGGGCGAGGGGGACGGGCUCGUCAGCCACUUUGAGCCCUCCUCGCCCUCUCCGUCUCCCCUCCCGACCUCCUCGUCGGCGCAGCACCUCCAGCUGAGUCGCCAGCACUCCUAUGAGAACAUGCUUCCAGACAGCGUUCCCGAGCGGCAGUCGCACGCCCACCUGCGGGGGCUGAGCCUGCCCGACAGAGAUAGGGAGCGGGAGCGGGAGAUGACACUGGACGAGGGGGCCUACGCUAAUGUCCUCACGAUGCGCUCCGAUCGUCCGUUCAGCAGCCGCAGCCCCCCCUCUCCGUCACCCUCCCACCACCACAGUCUGGACGCCCCACUGCCCCUCCCCCGGCGCUCAAAGAGUCUCUUCCCCGACCGGCCCUCUCACAACCCUUUCCUGCAGUCGGCCCCCGGCACCACGCAGCGGGAGCCCGCCUCCCAGGCUGUCACGCGCCUGCCACAGAGAAGCUCUGCCCACGAGCUCUAUAAGCAACGAAUGCCGCUGUCGCUUACCCUCGGUAACCACGGCAGCCAUCACAUCAACCAGUAUGGCGGCCAUAUUGACCAACAAGUGUUCUACCCUCAGCAGGAGCCCCCUGUGGUGGCUUACAUGGUCCCACCUGCUGCCUCUCAGCCAAUGAGUUAUGUGACAGCGCCGCGAGCCUCCAGCGCCGGCGGCAACCGGCCCCGGCUCUAUCGCCGCAUGCCCAGCAUCGAGUCGGACGUCUGAGGGCCUCACACAGCACACGUACUCUCACUGACACACGCAUGCAAGAAAGAAAGAGGUGUGUGUGUGUGUGUGUGUGUGUGUGUGUGUGUGUGUGUGUGUGUGUGUGUGUGUGAUUGGACCGGGCAGCUCUGAUUCUAAGCACAUAUACAAAAACACACAUACACACACAGGUGAAAGACGGUGAGGUGCUGCUCUAGACUAAAAAGGUCAAUGGUGAUGCUGAGUAAAUAAAUCACUGUUUCUUUAUCACAGCCUCCGCACGGCAGGGCUGUGGCCACAGGGACACCUGGAGGCACAGAACAAGAUGAAGAGUGUGUGUGUGUGUGUGUGUGUGUGUGUGUGUGUGCGAGUGUCAGUGUGCGCGGUAGCCUUAAGCUGUGGGCAACGAGGCGAAAAACCGACAGUACGUCUGACAAGACGGAAACCUGGCGGAAUAAGAGGGACACAGAGUCUUACCAGCAGCGGUGGGAUCUGACGGAGGAGGCGACGGCGGAGUGUUUGGAAGAAGAGCCGAACCCCGUCCCGUCCUCUCACACCAGCCUCUCGGAGAAGGAAAGGGACACAGGAAAGCCCUUUCUUUUUGAGAACACACACACACACAUAGACAGACACACACACACACACACACGUUUCACCUAAACACACCCGCCCCCCUCUCCAGGACGCUCCUGUUGCACUAUGACUUCCACAGUCGAGCCGUACGUUGUCUGGGCCUCCACACUGCACUGCCAGCAUGGCCUCAAGAGUAGUGACCUACACUAGAGUAACCCGCCACUCGAACGGAGAUUACUAAUCUGUGUAAUAGACUAGACUGGGAGGCGGGCGGGGCGGCCGGUCGGGACACAGGUCCGAGUGUGUCCCCGCAGAUGUACAAACACACACACACACACACACACACUGUGUCUGUUUUUUGGGGGGGAAGUUUUAAAAAAAAACAAAAACAACCAACGACUGUUUGUUUUCGUUGAUGUCAGUUAAAGGAACAUUCCAAAAAGUGGACCAAAAAAGUGGCCGCCGGUAAACAACGCCUCUCAGGAUGAGAGGGUGUGUUCUAGUGUUUCUAGAUCUAGAGACAACACGGUACAGUAUCCUUGCUUCCUCUCUUAGCUCUAGCCUUCAGGUCAUACUGCAUGCUUCCUACUGCCCUGUGUUACAGUCAAACUCCUAUACAGGGUCAUAUGUGCACACACUUGCACACACACACACACACACACAUAUAUAUGCACAUACACACACACAUGCACAUACACAGUAGUCUAAGAUAGUAGUUUAGGGUGGGUGUGUGUGUGUGUCGAGGCUAUGGGAUAGCUUCUAUUUGUGCACUUUGUAGAUUUUAUACCCUGCCACCCAACACAGACGUUUGACCAAAAAACACUUUUAUACUGGCAGAUAUGAAUAUUCUCAGUCAUUCGCUGAAUCGAUGUUUUUCCUUUUUCUCUCUUAUUUUUUCUCUUUGACGUGAGGGGGGUAUUGAGGGGAACCGCGGAGGGCACCGUCCUGUGAGUCUCCAUCGUGCCAUCAGAAGUUUUACAGUGUUAGAUAAUGGGUACAGAUAAUACAGUAUACACAACACCGGCUAAAUCUCUCUCCUCUUUAAAAAGGAACAACCUUUACUGUGCUCAUCCUUCUUCCUUCACUAUUUAUUAAAUUUUUUUUUGCUUAGUUUCCUCUAUACUCCUUUGUCUUUUCUUUCUUUCUUUCUUUUGUUUUGCUCCUUCCCCCCCCGGCGUCUUUCUAUAGAGUAGAUUGAGUAUCAGAGAAGAGUCACGUUCAGUCGUGCUGUUUAAAUACGCAGCAUAUUGUUGGAAAUCACCUUAGUAUCACUUCCCCGUAAAGGAUCCCUCCGAUUCUACAGAAACGGCUCUCGUAGGAUACAGUACUUUUUUUAACUUUUUUUUUUUUUUUUUACUAAUGACUUUCCAUGUUGAACAAAAAAAAAAGAAAAGAAAAAGACCCCGAGACCCAUUUUAAAUGUUUCUGUGGAGAAUUUAGAGGCUGAGUGCAUCACUGUUGCAAUUUUUACUCAUCAAAUUAAUAUUCCUGGAUGAGUGCCAGGUUAACUGACGCUUGUUUCAGCAGCAGAGAGAGAGAGAGAGAGAGAGAGAGAGAGAGAGAGUCACGUGGCAACGCAGAGUUCACAAAGUGACUGCUUACAGAGGGAACACACACACACACACUCAACAAGCUGGCUAUAUGUGUAUGAGCGUUCUAGAAAUCCAUAAUCUACUCAGUAAGGGCAUUGAUUUUUGAGCACAAGGAGUUUGAUGGAAAGGGGACUUGAUAUCAUAUUAGCUGAGCAUCUGUCUCUAUUCUCUUUCUUUCUAUUCGCUGUUUUCUCUUUCACACACACACACACACACACACACGCGUACGCAUAUCUAUAUAUAUGGCUGCCAAGAAUGCAAGACAAGUGUGAAACAAUACCACAACAAGAAAACAUGCGCCGGUGAUGGACGGUGAUCGCUGCCCCUCUCUUGGUCAUCUCUUUACAGGUGUGGUGUGUGAGUUAUAUGCACAAUAUCAGGUUGCAAUAUUAUACUUCUGUACAGAGAAAAAAAUCUUUGUUUUAAAUGUUAGAAACUGAUUUUUGAUUUGUUUUGAUUUGAAUGGUAUUAAGUAUUGAAUUCAUUUUGGGGGAAAAACAACGUGGCUUUUUUUUUGAUUCUGCUUCUUUCAAAAAAAAAAACGAGAAAAAAAAACGACAGGCAUGUUUUUAGAUUCUUGUGUGACUUCGUUUUUUUUUUUUCUUUCUUUUCUUCUUCCUCUGGUGUGUUGUCGGUCGGGAGCUCACUGUACAGUCCUCACCGCUGAGUUAACCAGACCAGUUAACGAUCCCGAUCGGAUCCGCUCGCCGGCCACACGUCGCUGGCUCUCUCAUCUGAAUCACACUCAAUGAAUAAUGAUAGUCCAGCCGGUGUGGCUGAUACAAGCCCCCUCCCACCCACAGAGUUCUCUUCCACUACGAGUCUGUGCUGCAUCACCUCUGAGUGUGUGUGUGUGUGUGUGUGUGUGUGUGUGUGUGCGUGUGUGUGUGUGUGAGAGAGAGAGAGAGAGAGAGAGAGAGAGAGUGUGCGAGCAUGAGUUUUACCAUGCAGGCAUUUAUAUAAGACAGUGGAUGACAUGUGUGUUUAGAUGCUGUCUGCGGAGUGUGUGUGUGUGUGUGUGUGUGUGCGUGUACUUUUCUGGUCUCUCUUCCCUUCAUCCCACACAUAACAUUUGACCUGGCUCUUACUCAUGUAAAACACACACACACACACACACACACACACACACAUUGCGUCUGUACUGUUGUGGUUAAGACAGACGGAGUUUUGUAUUGUCCACCAUCACACAGAUUUUUACACCCAACCUUUGGUUAGAUUUUUUUUUUGUUGUUGAUUUUUUUGGGGGGGGGGAAAUUGCAUGACGUGCUCGUGUUUCUGGUGGUUCCUUUUUCUCGCUGCAACGCCUGAGUUCUCCCCCUGAGUUAUGACCCGCGGGGCUGCACGCACCAACGCUCCACCCUCCACCCUGGUCAGUGCACCAUGUCACACUCUCGGGGGCCCUGCACAAAUCUUAACCGCCGACCGCCAACGAGGAACACGUGGAAGAAAUGUUCCCAGGCUCAGCACAGUUCUUAUUUUGUCCCGAGUGCGCGCACACACACACACACACACACACACACACAGACCCCUGGGUGGAUGGUGUGCGUCGGUGGUUUAGUCCUCUGGGUCUCCCCGCUCUGUAUCUCACUUAUGUAUAAGUUCAGGGGUUUCUAAGCUACUAGUUGUGUUGUAAAUACUACCUUGUCACUCAGUACCUCUGUACAAUCUGUAAAUAAGUAAAGGUUACAUUUUUCUA